AUGUACGUCACAGUCAUUGGAGAAUGUCGAUUUUCUUCUGCUGACGAACACCACAGAUUGGCAAUCAACCCGGUGGUCUGGCAGGACUAUAACACGCUAUAUGGAAUCUCUUUUGCACAGCUCAAUUACACAUACGCAGCUCAAUGUAUCGGCAUGGCUUUUGGCUGUGUCUUCUUUAUCCCGUUCGCGUUGAAGUACGGACGAAAACCAGUGUAUAUUGCGAGUACAUUUGUCGUGUUCCUUACGGCAGUGUGGCAAGCGUGCUUACGUGACCUGCCGAACAUGAUUGCUGCUAACCUCGUCUCUGGUUUGUUUGGUGCGGUCGGCGACACGUUGGUUCAGAUGACGGUUGCAGACAUCUUCUUCCUACACCAACGGGGAACAAUGAACGCAAUAUAUGUGUUUGUCAUCAAUAUCGGGUCCCUACUGGCUCCAGUUGCUGCUGGUUACAGCGCCCAUUCGCAAGGUUGGCCUUGGAUAUUCUGGUGGUGCGCCGUGUUGCUUGGGAUCAAUCUACUACUGUUCGUUUUCUGCUACGAAGAGACCAAGUAUAUGGUCAUUGAUGGUAUAGAGCCACGUGGCUCGCCUCCACGAAGAGAGGGCACAGACGAUAAUAUGCUCUCAUCGAAGAGCCCAGAAGAAUUCACGACUGCGGUGCCCUUGCAACAAACCCAAACACAAGCUGGCCGUCCAGACAGAUCACUCAAGACCUACUGGCAACGCAUUACGCACGUGUCCGUCACUCCCGGAGGUUUCAAGACUUUCGUGCGCCAUGCAUACCAACCAUUUUUCAUUCUUGCUACUUUCCCGGCUACAGCAUAUACCGCACUCCAGUACGGCAGCCUACUGUCUUGGUAUUCCGUGAUUGCCGUCACGCAAACGGAGUACUUCUCUGUCGCCCCAUACAACUUCAGCACUGUCGGUAUCGGCCUGCUAAGCUUGCCACCUUUCAUAGGAUGUCUUGUUGGCGCGUUCUACAGCGGACCCCUCAGUGACUGGUCUAUCCAAUGGCUCGCAAGGCGGAACAACAAUAUCUAUGAACCAGAGAUGCGUUUGUACAUUGCUAUUCUUCCAAUCUUGUUAGGCCCCGCGGGACUUUUUCUCUAUGGUUACAGUUUGGCAAAGGGGGCACCGUGGAUUGUUCCAUGCUUGGGUUAUGGUAUAUAUGGUUUUGCGCAAGCCUCCAUGUUUGGCUUGAGCUUGACGUACCUGGUGGAUUGUUACGAAGAGAUCGUCGGAGAUGCCUUGGUCGGUGUCGCUUUUAUUCGGAAUGGUCUCGCUGCCGGAAUUACCUUUGCCACGUCGCCUUGGGUCACUAAUCUCGGUCUCUGGAAUAGUUUUACGUCUGUGGGGUGUUUGUGUCUUGGGUUUGGCCUGUUGACAGUCCCCAUGGUCAUCUGGGGCAAGAGACUCCGGGAACUUACAUCCAGAAGAUACGCCAUCUAUGCGGAUCUGCAAUCCAAUCCACGAGGUCAGAGUUAA
Molecule: messenger RNA, 1482 nt
Organism: Capronia epimyces CBS 606.96
Lineage: Eukaryota; Fungi; Ascomycota; Eurotiomycetes; Chaetothyriales; Herpotrichiellaceae
Exons: 5
Coding region: 1-1482 (493 amino acids)
Biological process (GO): transmembrane transport
Molecular function (GO): transmembrane transporter activity
Source: RefSeq, a predicted model, not a curated record